Pseudophryne corroboree (corroboree frog) is the source of this 5256-nucleotide messenger RNA. RefSeq names its product zinc finger E-box binding homeobox 1 (gene ZEB1). Gene Ontology annotation, molecular function: DNA binding. Lineage: Eukaryota; Metazoa; Chordata; Amphibia; Anura; Myobatrachidae. The record is from RefSeq and is a predicted model, not a curated record. The transcript is spliced from 9 exons. The coding region runs from base 101 to 3310 and encodes 1069 amino acids.
GGGAAAUAAAAGGAUGGUCCAUCUGGAGUCUGGGGCGAUGCGUUAAACCCGCCGGGAUCUCUCCCAGCCUAUUGACAUCAACAGGAAAGCGCUGCGCCAAAUGGCAACUUGUGCAGUUACCAAUUACAACAGUGUGUUAGACGCAAAUUCUGACUCAGACGAUGAAGACAAAUUGCACAUAGUGGAAGAGGAAAGUGUUACAGAUGCGGCAGAUGGUGAGGGCAGUGUGCCAGAAGACGACUUGCCAACCGACCAAACAGUAUUAGCAGAAAGCAGUGAAAGUGUGAAACAAAGUUGCUGGGAUGAUGAAGAUGGGACAGAUGGAAAUGAAAUCCUGGGGCCUGAAGCUGAGCUGGAUGAUAUUGCAUGUACAGGGCAUGAUGAAGAAUGUGAUUCAGAUGUAGAAAAUGAACAAAACCAUGAUCCAAAUGUGGAAGAGUUCCUCCAGCAAGGUGAUACGGCUGUCAUUUAUCCGGAAGCUCCAGAGGAUGACCAGAGGCAAGGCACCCCAGAGGCUACUGGCCAUGAUGAAAAUGGAACUCCUGAUGCAUUUUCCCAGCUCCUCACUUGCCCAUACUGUGAUAGGGGAUAUAAGCGCUAUACGUCACUGAAGGAACACAUUAAAUAUCGGCACGAGAAGAAUGAAGAUAACUUUAGUUGUUCUAUGUGCAGUUAUACCUUUGCUUAUAGAACCCAGCUUGACCGUCAUAUGACAUCACACAAGUCAGGAAAAGAUCAGAGACAUGUAACACAGUCUGGAGGAAACCGUAAAUUCAAAUGCACUGAAUGUGGAAAAGCUUUCAAAUACAAACAUCAUCUAAAGGAACACUUACGAAUCCACAGUGGAGAAAAGCCAUAUGAAUGCCCAAACUGCAAGAAGAGAUUUUCCCAUUCUGGGUCAUACAGUUCCCACAUAAGCAGUAAGAAAUGUAUUGGAGUAAUUCCAGUUAACGGUCGAGCGCGUUCUGGUCUGAAGACCCCCCAGUGUUCUUCUCCAUCACUUUCUGCAUCCCCUGGAAGCCCAGCACGACCACCCAUUCGACAGAAGAUUGAGAACAAGCCUUUACAGGAACAACUUCCAAUUAACCAAAUUAAGACUGAACCUGUGGAUUAUGAAAUUAAGCCCAUAGUGGUUGCAUCAGGAAUCAAUUGUUCAGCCCCUCUGCAGAAUGGGAUCUUUAGCAGUGUUAACCCUCUUCAGGCAACCAGUUCUCCUCAGGGUGUAGUACAAGCUGUUGUUCUACCAACUAUGGGCCUGGUAUCACCUAUUAGUAUUAAUCUUAGUGACAUUCAAAAUGUUCUAAAGAUGGCCGUGGAUGGAAAUGUAAUCAGACAAGUGUUAGAAAAUAACCAUGCAAGUCUUGCAUCCAAAGAACAAGGGACUCUCACCUCUGCAACACUUCAGCAAGCGGGUCAUUCUGUUAUUUCAGCUUUUAGUCUUCCUUUGGUUGAUCAAGAUGGUACAACCAAAAUAAUCAUAAAUUACAGUUUAGAGCAGCCGAGCCAGCUGCAGAUUGUUCCACAGAACUUAAAAAGAGAAGCCCCAGUGGAAAUUUGCAAAACUGAAAAAUUACCAGAAGAUCUGACUAUCAAGACUGAGAAAGACACAAAGUCUGCUGAAGAGAGCACUUGCAUGCCUUGUGAUGAUCAUCCAGAAGACCCAAAUGCACUUCAAGAACUUGAGCACUAUGAUCAGAAAAAGAGCGUUGUGCUUCCUGACAGUAACAAGACUGAUAAGGCUGAGUCAUCUUCUGUGGAUACUGUCGAUGGGAAUCUUACUCCCAGCCAACCACCAUUAAAAAAUCUCUUAUCUCUCCUGAAAGCUUACUAUGCGCUGAAUGCACAGCCGAGUGCCGAAGAGCUUUCCAAAAUCGCAGAUUCAGUAAAUCUACCGCUUGAUGUGGUAAAGAAAUGGUUUGAAAAAAUGCAAAGCGGACAGAUAUCUGUUCAGUCCUCCAGGUCAUCUUCUCCAAAACCUGAACAAAAUGGUAUCAUGCCUGAAGAGAAUAUUGAAUCGGGAGAUGGUAGCAAAGUUCAAAAUGGUGUGAAUGAUUCACAGGAUCUCCCCAAAAAUGAACCCUCUCAACCUGUGGCUGUAGAUGUUUCAGAAAGCAGCACAACCUCUCCUUCACCACUAAACCUCUGUUCUUUGAAAGACUCAGAUGAGGUACAAGGCAACCAACAGCAGCAGUCGGAACCUCUUGACUUAUCCUUACCAAAGCAGCUUGGAAAUGUGUUGGAACGACCUUCCAUAACUAGCGUUUACCAGAGCAGUGUUUAUUCCCUUCAAGAAGAACCCUUGAACUUGUCUUGUGUUAAAAAAGAGCCAAUGCAAACAGACAGUGUCAUAACAACGGAGCCAGCUCUUAUUUUAAACUCAAGUGCCAAUCCCAUAAACAUUGCUAUCCCUACACUCACUGCCCAGUUACCCACAAUUGUUGCCAUUACCGAUCAGAACAGUGUGCCCUGUCUAAGAGCGCUAGCUGCCAACAAACGGACUAUCUUGAUUCCUCAAGUGACAUAUACUUAUGCCACCACUUCUGCACCUUCAGUUCUAGAACCUCAACAAAAGAGCCUCCAGAUUAAUGGAAGUCAGGAUGAGAGACAGGAUACAAGUUCGGAGGGGGUGUCAAAUGUAGAAGAUCAAAAUGAUUCUGAUUCCACUCCACCUAAAAAGAAACUGAAGAAGACAGAGAACGGGCUGUACGCCUGUGACCUCUGUGAUAAAAUAUUUCAGAAGAGCAGCUCCCUGCUGAGGCACAAGUAUGAACACACAGGCAAGAGGCCGCAUGAGUGUGGAAUCUGUACAAAGGCAUUCAAACACAAACACCAUUUAAUUGAACACAUGCGCCUCCAUUCGGGAGAAAAGCCCUACCAAUGUGAUAAAUGUGGCAAGAGAUUCUCACACUCCGGAUCCUACUCACAGCACAUGAAUCACCGUUACUCAUACUGUAAGAAGGAGGCAGAGGAACGUGAUGGCAUGGAGCAGGAAGAAAAUCUGCAAGAGACCCUCAGUAAUGAGCAUGUGGAUUCCCAAGCUUCUCCCUCUCAGAUAGACUCUGACGAACACGAGAGCCUAACACGGGAAGAUGACAGUGAGAAAGAGGAGGAUGACGAAAAAGACACUGAUGAUGGACAGGACGAAAAAGAAUGUGUUAUAAUGCAUGAUCUGGAGGAAACAGAAUUAGGGGUUGAAGCAGGAACAUUGGAAGGUACUCUGAAGGAUGAAGAAUGUGUAGAUAAAAAUCAGAAUUUGGAGCCAGAAGUCACAGAAAAUCACGUGUCUGAAAAUGACACUGCCCUCCCUUAGCUGGUCUCUUUUUUCCCCCAAAAUGGAAAAAUCUUUUGACGUUAUAAUGAAAGUUAUUCUAUAUUACACAUGCUUUUCUCUGAAACACAGUUGUGUGUAUACUGUGAUUUCUAUUCACUACUGUGUUUAAAAAAAAAAAAAAAUCCAGGUGUGCCUGAAUCUCAAACGUAGAAAUUUUUCACAGCAAUUUUAAAAUUUAGGAAAACGAGUUUGUUACUUGCAACGUCAAAGAUAUAUAUAGUAAAAAAACAAAUGACUCAGAAGUCAAAAUUAAUCAGGUUUUAAUGAACCUACCCAUCCAGCUCAUUUACGCAUCUGGAAACUUAUUUUAUUAGUAUUACGUUUCUUUAUUGUGUCGAUUAGUUUGUACAUUUGGGAGAAAUGUUUGUCUUUUAUUUUUUGGGUUUUAUUUUUUAUUAUUAUUAUUAUCGUUACGGACAUCUACUAAAUCUACUUCAGUAUUUUAUUUUAUGGGAAAAAAAAUGUGAGUAUAACUGCACUACAGAAUUCCUUUACAGAUAAGUCAUAUUUUAAAUAUUACUGCUACCUUGGUAUGUCCAAGACAAGGUAGAGUUUUAUAGAUAAUAUAGUUUGCAGAAAUAUAAUUUACAGCAUAUUUUUAGCCUUACGAAGACAGCAGUGUGGGAGUCAGUGGUGUUCUUAUAUAUGAGGUUAAAUUGUAAUUAAGUUUUCAUUAAAGCUCCUAUUUGCAGGGACUAACAGUUUAUUCUGGGGAAAAAACUGCAAAAAUCAGUGUUGUAUUUGCUUGAAAUAUAGUACAUAUAUGAAGGAUUUAAAGCUAUGUAUCUCCUCUUGGCCUUAUGCAAGACCUUCUGUGCUGUAAGUGCCAUUUUCAGUAUUUUAAGGGCAGAAACUUGCCUUUAUUUAAUGGUGGUCUGUAAUCACUAGCAUUUGUAGUAUUGGUAUUUUUCCCUCUUCUGCCUAGUUAAAGCCAACCUUUCUAAAAUUCUAAUUACAUUCUUUAUUCUUUUAAUGUGUUUUCUUUCUAUUUUGACAGCUUUUCUUCUCCCUGUUAAAAGUACAUUUAAGUCUUUAUUUUAUCUCUCUUUAUUUUGUAUUAACACGGCCUUUCCCGUGGGAAAAACAAAUUGCCAAUAUUUGCUCCAAAAUGCUAACUAUUAUAGACCUUGUUUAUUAAUGGUGUUAGCUAAAAUUACCUAUCAGUAUUAUUUUAAGUUCUUUUAGUUUAGGUCUGUGCAAUGUUUUUUUUGUACUGUAUGUCUUCAAAACCUGGCAGUAUUAAUACCCUUCUUACUGACCUGUACCUUUUAGUUUUAGAAAACUUUUAUAUUUAUGUGUCUUAUUUUUAUAUUUCUUUAUUUAUUACACAGUCUAGUGUAUAAAACUGUAGUUUGUAUUAAUACAAUAAUAUAUUUUAGUAUGAAAUUUUGGAAAGUUGAUAAGAUUUAAAGUAGAGAUACAAAUGGUUCUUUUGCAUUGAGAUUUGAUUUUAACAGUGUUAUGUUAACAUUUAUACUUGCCUUGGACUGUAGAAUACGUAACUUGAGACAGGAAUGUAUUAGACUUACACUUACAAUCAAACUCUUGUACCAUUAUCUGGAUUUUGAUAUGUAAAACAAAGUUUUGAAAUUCACUGUGAGAUUUGUGGCUGGAUGCCAAGCAGUUUAUUUCAGAUAAUCUCUAACCACCACAAUUACUGUCCUUAGCAAGCCAAAUUAGACAACUUUACAAAACAGUGUUGGGAAGUGGGAACAAAGUUUAAAAUUUUUGUGCCAAUUAGAUCCUGUAUUCAUGUGUUUUGUUUUAUUGUUUAUUUGUUUUUUGUUUUUGUAUGUUUUUUUUUUUUUUUUUUGGCUGGGAAAAAAACAAACAAAACAUACAUUUUUAUGUUCAUUGUUAUAUCAUAGUCAUUUUCUAGUUUUUUACCAAGCUCCCUCUCUCACAAUAAAAUACAUCAACAAGUA